Molecule: messenger RNA, 9925 nt
Organism: Oppia nitens
Lineage: Eukaryota; Metazoa; Arthropoda; Arachnida; Sarcoptiformes; Oppiidae
Product: spectrin beta chain-like
Exons: 10
Coding region: 86-9862 (3258 amino acids)
Biological process (GO): actin filament bundle assembly; actin cytoskeleton organization
Cellular component (GO): cell projection; actin filament bundle; plasma membrane
Molecular function (GO): actin lateral binding
Source: RefSeq, a predicted model, not a curated record
CUCGAGACUUCCUCUGAUUUUCACACUUUCACCACUUGUAGUGAUUUUAUGCCAAACCAAUAUACCUUUAAAUGAUUAAUAAGUCAUGGAUUGGGACGAAGAGUUUAAUAGUUACAGAUAUGACAGCGAUAAGUACGAGAAGAAGAGGAUUAAAGUACUUCAGAAGGAACGGGAAUACAUACAGACAAAGACAUUCACAAAAUGGAUUAAUUCAAUCCUCAUUAAUGCUUUUUUGGAAGUAAAUAACAUAUUUGUCGAUCUAUCGGAUGGUAUAAUACUUUUAAAAUUAUUAGAAAUAAUUAGCGACGAAAAGCUGGGAAAACCAAAUAACGGCAAAACCAAAGUCCAUAAAAUUGAAAACGUCUGCAAAAGCUUAACCUUUUUGAAGACAAAGGUUCGUCUCGAAAAUAUUAGAGCCGUUGAUAUUGUUGAYGGAAAUGAACGAUUAAUUUUGGGUCUUCUCUGGACUAUAAUCUUAAGAUUUCAAAUACAGAGCAUUGAAAUACACGACGAAGAAAGCUCUGAGAAAAAGCACGCAAAAGAAGCGCUGCUGUUGUGGUGUCAAAGGAAAACCUCUGGUUAUCCGUUCGUUGAUAUUACAGAUUUUACACAAAGUUGGAGAUCAGGGAUGGCAUUCAAUGCCCUGAUUCACGCACACCGACCAGAUCUUGUCAAUUACCAGUCCUUAAACUCUCGUAAUCCCAUCGAAACACUUAACCUCGCCUUCGAUGUCGCCAAAAAUGAAUUGGGAAUCUUAAGACUCUUAGACGCUGAAGACGUGGAUACUGUAAAUCCAGACGAAAAGUCUAUAAUGACAUACGUCUCGUCAUAUUAUCAUACAUUUGCCAAAAUGAAUAGUGAGACCAAAAAAGGUMAAAGAAUAGUCAAUAUUGUCCAACAAUUUAUUGAUGUCAAUAGACAUCAACCAAACUAUGUAUCGUUUACAUCAAAUCUUCUCGAUUUGAUUCAAAACAAAAUUACUGAACUCGAAGGUAAAGCGUUGACUAAUACCAUGGAAUUAGAAGAACUUCAAUGCUAUUAUCAUUUCAUACAAGAUGUCGAUUCAGAAGAGGUAACUAUCAAUAAAUGGCAGCGAAUAUGUCAGGAGAUAAUUCAGUCAAAGAAUCUCUUGGAAGUCAUAUCAUUACAACAAAAACAUAGUGUUUUAGAGACUGAAAUAAAAUUACAUAAAACUCAAAUAAAUAAAGUCAUUGAUAAUGGAAACAAACUAUUAGAUAACAAACAUCCAGAAUCGGGUGAUAUUAAACUAAAAAUUGAUAUUUUGAUUAAACAAUGGGAACGACUACUACAACUAGUCGACCAAAGGAGUAAACAAUUAAUUGAUGUCAUGAAAGACAUUCAAUUUCAAACCGAUGCCAUUAUAGAUGGUAAUUCUGAGGUCAUCCAAAAAAGUCAGUCAACGGCAUCUGAAGUUAACAAUGAAACCAAUGAUUUAGUACUUUCACAAACACAUUCCCAACUGGAGAGUGAAGUUCAGGCGUAUGAAAAUGAUAUCAAACGACUAAAUAAAAUGAUUAAAACAGAAACGUCUUCGUUAUUAUCAGAAUUGUUGGAUACUUUAGAGCAUUUGCUCUUAGAAUCGGCCCAUAAAUUGGCCAAAAAUGAACCAAACGAUGAUAUCGAAAGACAAAUCACAAUAUUAGAGACACAAUGGAAACAAAUCUUAGAAAAUAUGGAAACCAAAGAACACAAGUUAGCGACAGUACAGGACAUCAAUAGAUCUAAUAAAGCUGUCGCUGAAGAUAGUCUUUCGCAAAUCCAACAAAAGUUUGCAGCAAUCAAAUCAAGAGAUUUCGAAAACAAUACAAAUUUAAUUGAAAAUCAAGAAAACGAAGAGUUAGAGAAUAAUUUGACAGAAAUCGAGACACAACUUCCUAUUCUUGUUAAUGAUUUUACAAAAGAGUUAGAAAAAUAUAUAGAUUUUGAAGAAAUGGGAAGUGAUAUAAAAAGUUGUAAAAAAUUGAUACAAAAGCACAGCGCUGUCGAAGUAGAGAUCGAUGUAAUCCAACAGAAAAUUCAAAAACUUGUCGAAACACAACAACUGACAGAUGAAAGACAUUUCGACGGAAAGAAAAUAAUAGAUUCGUGUCAUUCAGUGUUCAAUAGUUUGACAAAAAUGAAACCUAAAUUAGAUGAAAGAAAAGACAAUUUAUUGGCGUCUUUGAAGUUCUUUGAAUUUGAGUCUAAUCUCAAUGCAAAUCUUCAGUGGACUCAAGAACACAUUGAUUUAGCCAAAACAACAACAGUUGGACACAAUAUGACGGACGCACAGAAUAUAAUUAAGAAAUUCAUAAAAAAUAUCGAACAAGAAGUUGAUGGACACAAGAAACAAAUACAGAAAACAUUGACAAAAGGGCAACAAUUAAUCAGUGAUAAACAUUUUAAACACCAAUUAAUUGAUGAGAAAUGUCAAGAAUUGGAACAGAAAUGGCAGCGACUGAAGCAAUUAGUUGUCGAACGAAAGAAAUUAUUGGAAAUAUCGCUUACAAUACAACAACUAUUAUCUGAGACCAAUGAAGUCGAGUCGUGGAUCAAUGAAAAGUUCAAUAUUCUUAAUAGUAAUGACUACGGAAAAGAUGAGAACACGGCUAUUAAAUUGUUGACCAAACAAAAAGGUAUUGAACUCGAAGUUGACACCUAUUCGACAAUAAUUGUUGAAAUGAGUCGUCAGACAAAACAUAUUGUCGAUCAACUGAAGACAACUACUUUUUCCGAUUCUUUCAGUGAUGAAGAAUCACAAUCUGAAGCACAACAAAAACAAAGAGUUAACAAACACGAGAAUAUUCUUAAAGAUUUCGAGAAAAUCAUUGAAAAUCGUAUGCAAGACAUCGAUCAACAGUUGAAAAGUUUGCAAUUUGUGGCCAAUCAAAAGCGUCUCCGACUGAUUCAAUCAAAACAUUUUCACGAAUUCAUGAGAGAAUCCGAUCAUUUCUUGUCGUGGAUUUCCGAACAAAUGGUUAACGCCAUUAGCGAAGAUUUUGGCAAAGAUUUCGAACACUUACUGGUUCUUCAGUCAAAGUUCUUUGAUUUUAAACGCAAAAUAUUAGCAAACGAUGAAAGAUAUAAGUCUUUGUUAGAGUCGGGACAAAAGCUAAUCAAAACAGAACCAAACGAUAUAAUUGAAAGAAGAAUUGAAAAAAUACAAGAGUUUUGGAAUCAAUUAUUGGAGAACAUUGAGGCCAGAGAACAGAAGUUGUCGGCCGCACAACAAAUACAUCGAUUCAAUAGAGAUGUCGUUGAAGUGCUUACAGAAAUUCAACAGAAAUUGUCUACAAUUAACGAAAAUGAGUUUAAAGACUUGGAAGAUAUGGAAUCACUUAAAUAUAGAGACGAAUGUAUUGAAAAGGAAAGAAAUUAUAUUGAAAUUCAGAUAAAAAAUUUGUUAGAAAAUGAUAGACAAGAAUUGAUUAAAGAGUUUCCAAAUAUGACAAUUAAUUUUCAAAAUAAAAUCAGUGAAGUUCAGGAUAAUUGGCAGCAAUUAAGUAAAUUAUGUAAUAAUCAGAGAAAACACUUGUUUGACAAUUGUAUUCAAAAAUUUCUUGAAGAAGUCAAAGAAACUGACAUUUGGGCCAAUAAUCUCAUUAAUCACAGAAUGAAAGCAACACUUAAUAACUCAAAUACAAUAACUGAUGUCAGAAAUGAUUUACAACUUCACGACGACAUUAAAACUGAAAUAAUAGCCCGAAAAGACACUUUUCUGUCUCUUAAAGAGUUUGGACACAAACUUCUUCAACAAUUCAAUACUAGUGAUGAACAAAAUCAAAACCCAAAUAAAGAUUUAGUUAAAAAUGGUUUGAAAAAAUUAGAAGACUUGCGACGAUCUCUGGAUCAGGUGUGGGAAGAAAGGAAACACUACUUAACACAAUCACUUCAAUUGCAGUUAUUUAAUCAACUCUUGAAACAAUCAGAUGAUUGGCUUUCAACUGAAGAAAAAUUUCUUAAUAAUGAAGAUUUGGGCGAAUCAUUAGCCGGAGUCGAGUCAUUGAUAAGAAAAGACGAUAACUUUGAGAAGACAUUGCAAACACAACAAAGAAUUUCAGAAUUGGAUAAAUUUGCCAAUGAAUUGGUCCAAAACAAUCACUUUGACUCAGAAAACAUUUUGGCAAAGAGUCGGUCAGCCGUUUCACGAAAAGAUCGUUUGUUGGAAGUAUCAAAACAACGUCAAAAUAAAUUGAAUGAUUCAAAACUAUUUCAUCAAUUCUUGCGAAAUGUCAACGAAAUCGUCGGAUGGCUUAAUGAGAAACUUAAGGUAGCGAGUGAUGAGUCAUAUAGAGAUUCAAUCAAUUUAUUGUCUAAAAUCCAAAAACACGCGGCUUUUGAGGCAGAAUUAGCAGCUAAUAAAGGAAGAGUUGAUGGCGUUCUCACUGAAGGCGAAUCACUCAUUGGUUCCGGACAUUUCAUGAGUGAUGAAAUUCAAAGUCAUUUAACUCAUAUUGAAAAGUCGUGGCGUAAUCUCUUGGAUGAAAUCACUCUCAAGAAAGAGCGACUACAAGACGCUUAUCAGGCGCUUCAGUUUCACCGAAUGCUCGAUGAUCUCGAAUUUUGGAUGACUGACAUGGAAUCAGUUUUAGCCGAUGAAGAUCACGGAAAAGAUCUGAUUAGUUCACAGAAUAUUAUGAAAAAACAUCAACUCAUCGAAAAUGAUAUUAACAAUCACAGCGAAAACAUUGAACAAAUCAAAGACCUGACCACAGCUUUCAUACAAAACAAUCAUUUCAUGAAAGACGAGAUCGAAGAAAGGGUUAAUCAUGUGAUUCAAAGAUAUCAAGCUCUUCACAAACCGAUUAUAAUCAGACGCGAAACCCUUGAAGAGGUACUACUUUUGUUUCAAUUCAAACGCGAUGUCGACAAUGAGUUCAAUUGGACUAAAGAAAUGCAUUUGCAAUUAAUGGUCACCGAUUUGGGCAACAGUUUACUUGAUGUCCAAAAAGUUCACAAAAAGCAUCACUCACUCGAAGCAGAGAUUGCCGCUCGGGAACCACUGUUGACAACAAUCAUCAGUAAAGGACAUUCAUUGAUUCGAUCCCAACAUUUUGCUGCCAACGAAAUCGAGUCAUUAAUCAAUGAGCUUCAGAACAAAGUCCAGACCAUCAAAGAUGCCGCAGAUAUUCGUCGACUUCGACUCUCGGAUGCCAUUGAAUCGCAACAAUUAUAUUCAGAUGUAUUGGAAGCAGAAAAUUGGUGGUCAGAAAGGAUGUCAUUCCUCGAAAAUGAAGACUAUGGCAGAGAUGAAGAGACUGUGAUAUCACUCAUUAAAAAACUGGAACUAAUAAAACGCGAUUCCAAGCGUUAUGUGUCUACAAAUUUGUGGAUAAUUCACGAAAUGAGAAAUACUUUGAUUGAGAGAAACCAUUUCGAUAGUAAACUAAUUAUUCAAAUGAUAACAGAAUUGGACCAAAAAUUUAGUCAUUUGAAUGAUUUAUGUGAUAAAAAAUAUUUAAAAUUAUUGAGAAAUAAAAAGCAUUUUUCAUUCAUCAGAGAUGCAGACAAACUGUUUAUUUCGAUCAAAGAACAGAAAACAUUCAUCAGUUCUGAAGAUUAUAAUCAAAAAGAAGAAGAAGAUGUAAAAAAUAAAUAUUUUAUAAAAUCAUUGAAUAAAAUAGAAGAAGGAAUCGCUUCUUUACAAUCAAUAGUCGACGAAGAGAUACCAGAAAAUCAAGAGAAACUAAAUCAACUAUCGAUGGCUUUGAAUGAAUUGAAAGACUUAUCUGAGUCACGAUUGGACGCACUUAACAACUCUAAAGAAAUUCACACUUUUGAUAGAAGUAUUGACGCAACCAUUGCUACCAUUGAAAUGAAGGACUCGAGUACUUCUAUGGAUAUGUCAUACAAUCUUAACGAUCACAUGAAACCAAUUAAAGAAAUUGAUUUCAUUGAUGAUAAACAACACUCAAAUACAGUUUAUCAGAGUUUUAUCAAUGGUUCGGACAAUAAUCAUCAGAAAUACAAUACUAAUACAGCUUUCGAUAAAACAAAUCCCGAGUUAAUGAUAUCAAAUGAAGAAACGCCACUUCUUCCAGACAAUUGUAUGACUGAAUCUCUUAAACUAAAUAAUUUCAGUAAAAAUGAUUACCAAUCAAUCAGUCACUCAAAUAAAAAUCUAAUUAGUUUUAACAAAUUAAGUAAUUGUAAUAACAUUAAUAAUAACCAAAUCAUACAAUUAAAUAAUAAAAAAACUGAUGAAACUCUGACCAAUGGAAAUAUUGAUGAAACUGAUGACUUUACCGAUGGUUCAACACAUAUGAAUUCAUUGAUAUUACAAAAUGGACAGACAUUUGAUAUUAUCGAUAAUACUAAUAGACUUCAAAGUCAUUCAAAUGAAAAACUUAAUAAUAAUAAUAAUACCAACUCUGGGUUAAUAGUAUCGACUGAAAUGCCACUAAAUUCAGACAAUUGUGAGACUGAUUCUCUUAAAUUAAAUAAUGACAAUUCAAAUAUCAGUAACAAUGAUAAUCAAUCAAUCAGUCACUCAAAUAAAGAUAUACAAGUAAUAAGUUGUGACAAUUUAACUGGUGAUCACAUUAGUAACGACCAAAUCAUACAAUUAAUUAACAAACAAACUAUUAUUGAGGARAUGUCACCAACAGUUGACACCAUUAAUCAAAAAACUGGUAGAAAGUGUUUGGAUGACAAUAAUAUCAUAAAUGAUAGCAAUUUGUUGUCAAAUAAUAAAUUAGUGGUAAUCAAUGAUGAGAUAAAACCAAUUAUUUUAAGCCAUUUAGAUAAUAAGUUAGACAACAAUGGUGUUGAGUAUCAUCAAGAUAUCAACCAAUGCAAUGAAACUGAACAAAAUGAUGUCAUAUGUCAAGAGUGUAUUGAUAGGGAUCAAGUGACUCAAUUGAUUACUGAAGACUCUAUACACACUAAAACCAAUGUACAUGAAGAGCCCAUUAAAAUGCAAAUAAUUGAUGAAAAGAUUUUACCGAAAUAUUGUUUGAAUAAUGAAAAAUUGGAAAAUGCUUUCAAAGAAAAUUUGGUCACAGAUUCAAUGAUUACAACUGUUAUGCGAAGAAAUCGUAAGAGAAGAAAAUGUGAGAAAAAUAUAGAAAAAUUGCCAGAAUUUAUGGCACAGAAUAGCRACGAAAAUAGAAAAUCUCGUAAAUUAACUGAAGAAGACUUGGAAGCAAUCAAACGAUUUUCAUUUACUGAUGAAACACUAUGUGAUCAGUUCUGGACCGAUGAAACACUUUUAGCUGAUUCUGUGACUAACAAUAUAGAUAUCAAUGAUAGUAUAGAUAAUCGGCAAAAAAUAUCAACAUUGAAUUCAAAUAAAUUGAAUGACAACUAUUUGGAUAAUAAACUAAAAUAUCGUUUUAAUGAUGUGACAGAUCUAUCAAAUAAUAACUAUUUAAACAAAUAUAUUAUUGAUAAACUUCAAAAUCAUAUCAAUAGUGUCACCGAUAAUGAUGUUGAUUAUCGUCGCAUUUCCAAUGAAUGGACAGAUGAAAUAUUACUGGUCGAUGAGUUUAAYGACAGUACCAUAACUGAUGACACUUUGACGAUAGCAAUAUCGACUGAAAUGCCACUAAAUUCAGACAAUUGUGAGACUGAUUCUCUUAAAUUAAAUAAUGACAAUUCAAAUAUCAGUAACAAUGAUAAUCAAUCAAUCAGUCACUCAAAUAAAGAUAUACAAGUAGUAAGUUGUGACAAUUUAACUGGUGAUCACAUUAGUAACGACCAAAUCAUACAAUUAAUUAACAAACAAACUAUUAUUGCGGAAAUGUCACCAACAGUUGACACCAUUAAUCAAGAAACUGAUAAAAAAUGUUUGGAUGACAAUAAUAGCAUAAAUGAUAGCAAUUUGUUGUCAAAUAAUCAAUUAAUGGUAAUCAAUGAUGAGAUAAACCCAAUUAUUCUCACAUCAGAUAAUUAUUUGGAUAUAAAAGACAAUAACAAUCAAUUAAAUGAAGAAUUUAUUUUCAAUGAUAAUCUAGAAUUAAACAAUGAUAAUUUAGAGUUUACAAUUGAAAACAAUCAAAAUAUAAGUCCCGAUUCGGGUAAUAGCGACUUAAUUGAUUCCGAUAAUUAUGAACCAACAAACUUAAGCUAUUUAGAUGAUGAUUUGGAUGACAACGAUGAUGAUGAUGAUUGUCGUCAAGAUAUCAAUGAAUGUGAUAAAAAUAAACAAUGCGAUAUCAUAUGCCAAGAAUGUGUGGACACGGAUCAAGUAAAUGAUCUAAUUAGUAAUGAUAUUGACAACAAUCACAUAUCAGUUAAUAAUAUCCAUGAAAGUCAACUUAACGUUAAUUUAAAUUAUGAAAUUGAUAUUCAAAACCAACAGAAAUCUAUUGAUAAUAGUGUAUCUAUUGAUAAAAUAAUUUCGACAUUAGAUGACACAAUCGACUUAAAAUACAAAAUCUUAAAAUCUGAAUCCAUUAAAUUGGUUGACAAUUCUAUAAAUGAUAUUAAAUUAGAUAAUAAUGAUAACAACGAAAGUGUAGUCAAAACUAAUUUUACAAAUAAUAAGAUAUUAGAGAAUAAAACUAUUGAAGCGAUCAAUACUGAAAUAAAAUCACAAUUAAAAGAAAAUAUUAGAUUACCUGAAGAAAUAGGUGGAUCUCAAUGUAAUUACAAAAAUGAAUUACAGUUAACACAUGAAUCUAUUAAAUCUAUGGCUAAUUCUAAUGAAAAUAACAAUGAAUUAAAUUUAAGUGUAAAACAAAAUAAUGAUAUAACAAAUAAAUUAGUUAUUACAUUAAAUGAUGAAAAUAAUGACAAUAAUAAUAUAAUGGAUGAAAUAAGAGAUAAUCAGAAUUUAAUUUCAGAUACAAUGCAAACAAAUAUUAAAAGAAAAAAUCGAAAAAAGAAAAGAAAACGAGUGAAGAAUAUACAAGAAUUUCCUGAACUCGAGACACAGAUUAUGACAGAUAAUAAUGAAUUAAUGGUUAAUAAUAACAUCGAAGAUGAAGAAGAAAAUCACUUAAAUGAGACAUUAAUUUGUGACAAUUACUGUAAUGAGUCGUUAAAUAUUGAUAAUCAAUAUAAUAACAAUAACUUUAGUGAUAAUUGUAACGACAAUGAUAUUCAAUCAAAUGGUAACAAUCAAGUGAUGGCUAAACAUAUUUUACAAGAAUAUCAGCCGACAAGUGAAGAAAAUAACGAAAAUAUCGAUUCCGAUAAAAGCGACCAAAAUUUUUCAGAUAAUUACAAUAAAACUCAAUUUUUGAAUACAAAAGAUAAUGAAAUUGAAAUAAAUGACAAUAAAUGUAUAGAUAUUGAUAAUCAACAAGAAAUAGAAGACGAGGACAAAGAUUUGGAUCAAAUUAAUAGACUCUCCAAUCAAGACAAUGUAUAUGACGCUGACUUAUCCGAUAACACCAACAUUGGCCACGAAAGUGAUAAUGAAAACAAUCAAUUGUUGGAUGAAAUACGAGCUAAAUUUGGACCAAUUUUUGAAAGAAAUAACACAAACACUAAUGACAAGAAUCUAAUAUCUAUACGAUUGAAUCAAUUGCUAGAAAUUGUGACUCAACUUAACAAUGAUUAUGAUGUUAAGCAAACAGAUUUGAUUACAAAAAAUAAAGUAAAGAUUUUAUGUCAAAAGGAAAUCAAAAGAUUAAGAGAUAAAUUGCUUAAAUUACGAAGUGAGUCACCGGAACUAAUGGACAGUACAACUAAUAGCAUUGAGAGACCGUCGACAUCGUCUAAACGAAACCUAUUUGGAUACGUGAGUCGUGUAAUGAAAGCCUCUCUACCGGUUCAGGCGCUUAUGUUUCUGCUAUUAGGCGCCGCAUCACUCGUUCCCACCGUUGAUGAAGACUAUAGUUGUCUACUAAUGAAUAAUUUUAUGCAAUCAUUUCAACCGAUGCUCGACUAUCCCAAUGGUCCGCCACCGAUAUAGUGGAGGCGGACGAGUAGGAGGUAGUUAGUCAUCAAAACUAAAGUACAGGUGCUUUGAGAAAGA